AUGCUUACAUUUGUUUAUGCUUUUUGAGUAGAACUUGGUCAUGUAUUCAGCUGUUUUAAGCUUCUGUUCUGUUCAUUUUUCACUUCUUCCUCUUUUUCAUUUUUUUUUCCCUCUCUGGUAUUGUUCAUUAUGUUUCUACUUCCUAUUUCUGAUACGCAUUUGAAAGCUACCACAUUUCUUUCAGUACUUUUCACAGAUAUUACAAUCAUCCAAGUUCUGGCAAGUUCAUCUUGAUACUAAAAUGUCAGAUCCAAACAACAGAUUUGAAGAUUUCUUUUAUUUUGAUAGUCAACUGUGGUUUCAGUGAUCCACCUGCAUACUGCAGACCAGUGUUGUUACAUGAAACACUCAUCAUGAAUCAGUGAAGGAUCCAAGACCUGCUUUUUGUUUCAAAUAACCUAAAAAUAAAAGCAUUUUUAUUUAGUUAUCUUUUAGUUUCUUAACUUAGUUUUAUAUUAUCAAAACCAAGUAACUCAACUCAUUUCUUAAAAAAACAUGAAUGCUUUAGUUUUUAUUUUGUCUACUUGUCAUCCUAAUAUGAAUCUUUGUUCCGUCCUGUGCUUUUUGCACCCUGCCAGGAACUGAAAAUGAAGCACUCACACAGGAAAUGCGGUCAGGCUUUGUACCGGAAGCCGUGUUACACGACAUGACGGCAAUAAUGAAGGCAAAAUUCGGAAGAUAAAUAUUGGCUGAAAAGAAGUGGGUAAAGUGGAGAUCAAAUUUAAACAGCAGAAUGUAAGCUAAUAUAUAUUACUUGUCAGAAUCAACUGCUGCAUUGCAAAUGAAACUUUUGCAGUUUUUAAAGUAUCAGUGUGGCAGAAGGGUUAUGGACGGUGUUUGCAACAUACACAGAAGUUAAAUUUGCUCAGUAACAGUGUGACUAAAGUGAUAAACUCCAGACUGCUCACCAAAAAACCCUCCUCUUGUCACCAUCGUCCUUCAAUUUUUCACUGUACACCUCUCAUGCCGCUGUCACUCAGUCUUUGCUCACAGUUUGUGGUCAGGAAGUUCUUCUCUGACAUUUCACUGACAAUGUGUUCCACAGCAGUGGCACGCCAAGAGGAGGGUUUUCACAUCAAAAGAAUUACUACAAAAAAAUGGACCAAAUCUGGAUUAUAUAGCAGCACAGUUGUGGAGGCUCAUGCUCAAUGGUGUGUGUUGCAAUUUCCAGCCAUGUGAUUCUGCAGAUGUGAAAGAACUGAAGACAGAGUAGAAGGAUUCUGCACACGAGCAGUUCGGCACUAACAACGAGAUCUAAUGGAAAACAGAAGAGGAUACCCAAAUAUAUAAUAUCCUAUCCCAUUGAAACAGAGGACUGAAGAAAAAGACUCAGAGUGUGAGGCAGACUCCUGCGUUUUAUAUAGAACCAAAAGAAAAAAAGGAGGAGGUCAGCAGUUAUCUCAAAGGACAGGAAGAGCCAAAAGGAGAAGAAACUUCAACAAAGGGUGUUGAGACUGAACAAGACAUUGAUAAAACACUGAGUGAGAGUACAUCUCAGGACUUUCCCAGCUUCCAGGUGGACUUUACAGCUCAUGUAAACCCAGAGAGUGGAACAGGAGGAGAUCAGACAGGAAGAGCUUGAAAGAGGAGAAACUGAAGCAAAAACUGUUGAAACUCAGUCCGACUCAAUCAAAAUACUUGUUGAGUGGGUUCAAAGCUCCAAGAAUGAGGUGGACUGUUUUUGGACAGAAACAGAGGAAAAGCCAACAGACUGGACUGGAAGAAUCAACAUCAGAAUAACGGAGCCGGUAAUGAAGAAAGUGAGGAGCCACAGUCCUUCAGCUGAGUCAGAGAGGUAGGAGCUCAGAUACCUGCAUUCAGGAGCUGAAGAAAACCGAAGGAUACCAGAACCAAUGCAGUUCAGACUGAAGAGGCAUGAUUGUGUGGAGAUGUAGAUCAGGAUGUGGAGCCUGAAAAGCCAAAUGAUGCAGAAAGCAUAAAAAUAAAUAUUGACAAUUGCAGAAGAGAGCACAGAAAGCACACAACAUCAAGCAGAGGUGCUGGGAAAUCUUGAUGGGACAAACCGUGUAGAGUAACUUCAGAGUUCCCAAACAUUUUUUCAGGGGAUCAAGAGGCUUCAGUGAAGCCUCAGCAGAUUGAGUCUUAGACAUGAAUGAAGAGUCUGGACUCGUGGAGGUGCCUCCUCACACUGACGAAUGUGAACAGUUGGAGCAACAAGAAGAGCAAGAUGUGGAGCUUAGAAACCAACUUACACAAUCAGAAAACCAACAGCAUCUCGAGGAGACAGUUGGUGUGGACCCACAAGGGACAGAGGAGGUAGAGAAAAUGCAACCGGUGGAGGAAACGUUAGAUUUACCAACGCAGAUGUGCUCAGAGCGGCCAGAGCAGCCAGAGCAGCCAGAGCAGCCAGAGAGGACAAGUGAGUCAGAAUUGAAAGAACAGCUGUCUCCUGAGCCUGAGGUCACACAGCAGAUACAGAUACAGGACGUCAUCCUAAAACAGGCCGAUACAACAGUAGGUGAGUCACAUCAAGCUGAAGAGUCAGAGGUUACUGACAAUGAAGAUGUAAAAAAACCUGAAGCCAAUGGAGAACAACACAAAGCCCCAGGAUCGGCUUUUAAGAAUGGAAAAGUGGACAAAGCCAUGGCCAGGAGCCUGGCUGAACGGCUCUUCAACCUGGACAGAAUACAACGUGCAGACGUGGUGAAACACUUAGACAAAGAUAAUGAUUUUAGCCACGCUGUUGGAGAAGAAUAUCUUCAAUUCUUUGACUUCACUGGGCAAACUCUGGACCAAGCUCUUAGGUCAUUCCUGAAGGUGGUGUUACUGAUUGGAGAGAGCCAGGAGAGGGAACGUGUCCUGCAGCACUUCUCUUCACGCUUCCUGCAGUGUAAUCCUUCCACAUAUUCUUCCUCAGGGUCUGUGCUGGCUCUGACAUGUGCCUUGAUGCUUCUCAACACUGACUUGCAUGGACAGCAUGUAGGAAAGCCCAUGUCAUCCUCAAAGUUUGUAUCAAACCUGGAUGGGAUGAAUGAAGGAGGAAACUUCAACAAGGAUCUGUUGAAAAGUUUUUAUAACUCCAUAAAGAAUGAGCCACUGGAGUGGGCCGUUAAUGAAGAGGAGCUGAAGAACAGCGUGAUGUUGGAUGAAAGUGCCGGUGAAAGUGCACCUCUCCGGUCAAAAGCCAACCCCUUCCAGGAUGUCCCCCAGGACAAGAGGGCCUCUGUGGUCGUACAGGGUUUUCUGAAGAGGAAGUUGCACGCCGACAUCGAUGGCAAACGCACUCCUUGGGGCAAAAGAGGCUGGAAGGCUUUUUAUGGAGUCCUAAAGGGAAUGGUCCUGUACUUACAAAAGGGUCAGGACAAUAGCCGUGGGGAUGACAAUGCUUUUGAGGAGGUGGUGAGCGUGCAUCACUCUCUGGCUGAGCAGGCGGCCGAUUACUCCAAGAGCCCACAUGUCUUUCGCCUGCAGACAGCCGACUGGAGAGUUUUUCUCUUUAAAGCUUCUUCCACCGUUGAGAUGAAUUCGUGGAUCAGCCGCAUCAACCUGGUUUCGGCGCUUCACUCCUCCCCGCCAUUCCCGGCAGCUGUGGGCUCCCAAAGGAGGUUCUGCAGACCCAUCCUUCCCGUCUCACAGUCGGUGCAAACUCUGGAAUGCCAGCUGCAGAGUCACACUGGAAUGCUGGAGUCUUUCAAGGCUGACCUGUCACACCAGCAGGAAAAUGCUCCUGAGGGAAAGAAGGCCAAAGCCAAGGACCUGGAGGAACAUCGUGUCAGAACAGAAUACCUACAUCACGAGGUUUGCCGCUAUGAAAUCUACAUCCAAGUGCUGCAAGCUUGGAAGAAAGUGAAGACGUCAGAUCAGAGUGAGCUGAGCAUCAGUGAGCUGAACCAGUUUGACAGAUGUGUGUGCGGGGACUCUGUAGACGACAAGAAAGACGAGGAAAGUGAGCUGCAAAGGUCUCACUCCAGUCCUUCUCUGGAAGUGGAGUUAGCUCCUCCAACGGUCAUCAAAGUCCGGCGCAACAUCUCUGAGAGACGGCCAUACCGCAAGACCAUUGUUCCAAGGAGGACCAAAGAGGCUUGAGACUGUUAUAAAAAAGUCUUAUAUAUGCAUUUAUGCAAAAGGGUGCCCAUAGGUGUGCACUCUUAAAAAAUAAAUAAAAAAAAAAUAAAUAAAACUCAGGAAGACCACAGCUCUCUCAGGGAGGAUGCAAACCUGACAAAUUGAAAUCAUUUCUCAAAACUGCAACAGCCCAAUGUGUGUCUGAACCACUAGAGGGUGCUGUAAAACAGCAUUCGUCUGUAAGAGUCCCGAUGUGCUGCAUCAGCUUUGUUUAAAAUGGCACUUUUUUCAUUCUUUAUAUUGUAUGAAAACAUUUUGUUUACAGUUUUCUGGCAGCAUCUGUGAUACAUUGUUUGUAUAAAUGAAGGAAUAUUUUAUAAAAUGUAAUUUGCUCCACGGUGGUAUUAAAAAACACGAGACAGUUUAUUCAUUUUUUUAAUGAGAGAAAAAAACAGAACUGUCAAACUUAUGUCAAAAAUAAAUCUAGAUUUUGAGCUUGAUUUAUCCUGUUUUCUGUGUAAAAAUGUGCCAUCGAGAUAGUUGCAUUUCCUCUGUUGAUGCACUGAUGGUAUGCUCAAAUGUUUGUUUUAGUUUAAAAACAGCAAAUAAGCAAGAGAUACUUUACAUAACCACGCUGGCCAGUCGAAUAAGGAAAUUCCGCCAAUGUUUCUCAUAAAAAUAAAAAGAUCAUGAGAGCCCAA
Molecule: messenger RNA, 4727 nt
Organism: Oryzias latipes (Japanese medaka)
Lineage: Eukaryota; Metazoa; Chordata; Actinopteri; Beloniformes; Adrianichthyidae
Source: RefSeq, a predicted model, not a curated record